Emericellopsis cladophorae is the source of this 28455-nucleotide messenger RNA. RefSeq names its product nonribosomal peptide synthase. The coding region runs from base 1 to 28455 and encodes 9484 amino acids. The record is from RefSeq and is a predicted model, not a curated record. NCBI's taxonomy places the organism in Eukaryota, Fungi, Ascomycota, Sordariomycetes, Hypocreales, Bionectriaceae. The transcript is spliced from 3 exons. Gene Ontology annotation, biological process: secondary metabolite biosynthetic process; amino acid activation for nonribosomal peptide biosynthetic process. Gene Ontology annotation, cellular component: cytoplasm. Gene Ontology annotation, molecular function: phosphopantetheine binding; catalytic activity.
AUGGCGCAUCUAAUUCUCGGCGCUCUGCACCGGGCAGCCCAUGUGCGACACGCACAGGUGCUUCCCGACGAGGAAGGCAACCUCGCCGUCUUUUUAGAGAUACAUCGCGACGCGCCUGAAGUGGAGGGCCUGACGAAUCGCGAGAUCCUGUCUUCCCUCCGCAAACAGAUCCGAGACACCACGGGGAUCAAACCGCUACCAAAGAAGUGGAUCAUAGUCCUGCAGAUCCCUCUUGACGAGGAGAAGAAUGUGGACAACGAGAACUUGCGGCAGAUGGUGGGCUGGUCCCCUCCUCCCGAGGCGCACCGCGAGAACAUGAACCCAACCGACCAGGACGUUGGGCAGAUGCUACGAGCGGGCUUCUCCCGCACACACCGAAUAGAGGCCACCGAAGUUGACCUCCACAAGUCGUUUGUCAAGCUGGGAGGAGACUCCAUGAGCGCCAUCCGCCUCAUGAACUACCUACUCGAGAGGGGGGUAGUGGUCACAGUCGCAAACCUACUAGGGAGCCCUCGCCUAAUUGACGUCGAGUGGCACAUGGACCAAUCGAAACGAGAAGUUGGCUCCUCUUUGCAGACAAAAGCACUCGAGGCCGUGCCAGAAACAUGUGACGACUAUGCGCUGCGAUCCAGUACACCCGCCCAUCGAGCGACCUUUGAGCAGCGCAUGCUGCGCGAUCUCAGCAUCGCCUCCUUGAAGGACGUCCAAGCCGUCUAUCCCUGCACGUCCGUCCAGGAAGGCAUGAUUAUUGCCGUGCUGAAAGAGCCCGAGAGCUACCGAGUAGAGCUCGUCGUCGAAGCGACACCUGUCCGUGCCAACAGCGCCAUAGACAUGAAAGCUCUGUCGGAUGCUUGGGUGCACACAAUCCAGCGACACGAGGCACUGCGGACAGUCUUUGUGCAGAGCGUGAGGGAAUACGUUCUCUUUGAGCAGGUCGUGCUGCGAAGCGCGGCACCCCAAGUUCGCUCGCUCGAGGGACCUUGCGCGGAUGCACAGAGCCAGUUGCACUUAUGUCCACCGGUGCAUUUCGACCUGACACGCCCUGCCCAUCACCUUACCUUCUGCGAGGAUGAGCAGGGCCGCGUAUUUUGCAAGUUCGAAUUUAGUCACGCGAUUGUGGACGGCACGUCCUUAUCCAUCAUACUACGAGAACUGCGUGAUAUAUACAAGGGCAGGCCGCCUCCCGAGCCCCCUCUGCGUGGAGGCGAUUACCACACCUUCCUCAGCGCUCAAGAUAGCUCCCUGGAGUAUUGGGGGAGACAUCUGAGCGGCCAGGGAGCGGCUCCCUUCCCACGCUUGGGCUCUGAGGCGGCCACGGGGCAGGCCUCGCUGGCGGUGGAGCUUGGUAGCCUGGAUCAACUGGCGUCGGCUUGCCAGGCCACGGGGAUCACGCCGGCAACACUCAUACAGACGGCAUGGGCAAUGGUUCUGCGCUAUUACACGCAGUCCGAUGCGGUGUGUUUCGGCUACGUGACCUCGGGACGUGAUGCGCCUCUCCCUGGACUCGAGAAUACCGUCGGCGCCUUUGUGCAUAUUCUGGCGCGACGGAUUGUCCUCGACGACUCGCGCGACGCCUCUGGACUCCUUCACGACAUCCAAGGGGACUUUGUUGAAGCCUUGUCACACCAAUACUGCUCCCUGAAAGAGGUCCUGGGUGCCACGUCCCAGCCUGACCGAGCCCUCUUCGACACUGUCCUGUCGUGCAUACACGAUGACGAAGGCAAGGGUACGUCAGGGGGCGCUUCCGAAGACUCUUCGGAAGAGAUGAAGCUCACAGCUCGAAGCGAGGCAUUCCCCACCGAGUAUCCCGUUUCUGCCGUCGCCAUCAGCACGCCGACGUGUUUGCGCCUCCGUCUCACCUACAAGCUGCACACAUUGUCCGACGCCACGGCCACGUCCUUGGUCGACUCGUUCCGCACCGCUAUCUCCUGGCUCACCUCGCAUCCAGCACGGCCUGUGACCGAGUGCCGACUGUUCAGCCGUCAUGAUCUGGACGCCAUGCGCCAGUGGCACACGAAUCCGCCGCCUCUGGUAGAUGCAUGCUUGCAUCACAUGAUUGCGGAGCAGACGGCUUCCUAUCUCGACCGACAAGCCAUCCUAGCCCCGGAGGGUUCCUUUACCUACCGGGAACUCGAGCGCAAGGCGACGCUGCUCGCCGCCUACCUGCAACAGCAGUACCAGAUCGGGCCCGAAUCGCAUGUGCUUUGUUGCUUUCCCAAGUCCGCCUGGACGGUCGUGUCCAUGUACGGCAUCCUAAAGGCUGGGGCCGCCUACGUGCACGUCGAGACGAGGCACCCCAGAUCCCGCAUCGCCACCAUCGCCGAGAGCUGCCAGAGUCGUUGGAUCCUGACCACCGCCGAGUCAGCAGGCCUCGUGGCAGGGGUGGUACCGAACGUGCUGACAAUCGAUGGCGAUUUCUUGGACGAACUGGAGUCCCAGAUCAACGCGGAUGCCUUGCGGACUGCUGUGACGCCGACCAAUGUGGCUUCUAUUAUAUUCACAUCCGGAAGCACGGGCGUGCCCAAGGGUAUCGUCAUGGAGCACGCUGCCUUUUGCAACUCGUUCAUCGCCUUGGAGCGUGACAUUGGCUGGACCAAGCCGCUGCGCAUGCUGCAGUAUUCGGCCCAUACGUUCGAUGUCGUCUCGCUCGAAGUUUUCUACACCCUCUGGAAGGGUGGUUGCAUCUGUAUACCUUCCGAGCACGAAAGGGUCAACGCCCUACCCAGUUCCAUACGACGCCUGAAUGCCAGCGCAGCGUUGCUGACCCCGUCCGUGGCCAGCACCUUCACCCACGCCGAUGCGCCCUGUCUCGAGCAGCUCCUUCUCGGCGGCGAGGCGAUCCCGCAGUCCGUCCUCGACAGCUGGGUAUCCCUGCGACGGAUUGGCAUAUACGGCCCAGCCGAGGUCUGCACCUGUUCGGCAUGGAACCCACAACUGGGGAGCGUAGGGAAGACGACCACGCUGGGCCGUGUAUCGGGGCUCGGCCUAUGGGUUGUCAGCCCGGAAGACCACGAGACAAUUUUGCCCCUGGGCUGUGUAGGCGAGCUGGUGAUCCAAGGUCCGACGCUUGCUCGUGGCUAUCUUGGACAGGCCGGCGCCGAUGCGUGGCUGGUCAACGCAUCAUCCUUCCUACCCAAGCUAGAGGGCGUCGAUGGUCAUCGAGCCUACAAAUCAGGGGAUCUUGUGCGAUACAACGCGGCUGGUACCAUUGACUUUAUCGGGCGCAAGGACAGUCAAGUCAAAUACCAUGGACAGCGCAUUGAACUAGGCGAGAUUGAGACGCAACUUGUCCACAUCUCACCACCAGGCGUGGGCGGCAUGGUCGAACUCGUCACGCACGAAGUGACUGGCCGGCAGAUGCUUGUCCUCAUCUUGUGGUUUGUGGACAGUUCGCACCUGGACGUGCCGUCUGCGGGCGUGCCUCGGCCCAUGGCCGAGUCGGAAUUUACCCCUGAAAUCGGCGAGGUGAUACGGCAAGUGAUGGAGAGACUCGGCAAGAAACUGCCAACAUACAUGGUCCCCACGCUGGCUAUCCCUCUCGCUGGUACGCCGGUCCAGACCUCAUCAGGAAAGACGGAUCGCAAGCCGCUUCGAGCUAUAGCCCAGCAGCUGAGUCCGCAAGAUCUCGCCCUCUUCUCCUCCAUCGAACGGCCGGCUGUGGCAAGGGAGCUGAGUGAAACAGCUGUGGCUCUACGCCAGCUCUGGGCCCAGAUCCUCAGCCUCGAUGCGUCUCUUAUCCAAGGCCAUCAUCACUUCUUUCGCCUGGGGGGCGACUCCAUCGCCGCCACGAAGCUGGUCACACUGGCCUUCAAGAAGGGGCUCGAGCUCAGCGUGGCUGCCAUCUUUGCCUCCCCCGUCCUGGAAGACAUGGCCAGCACCACCAAUCGAGCAUCGUCUUUAGAACUUGCCCAUCUUGCUCCGUUUGAACUCGCACCGCGAGGCGUGAGCCCGAGCGAGAUACGACGCGUUACGUCCGUCACCUGUGGUGUCUCUCCGAACCAAGUCAAGGACGCGUAUCCUUGUACACCACUCCAAGAGGGGCUCAUGGCCAUCUCGCUCAGGAACCCUCGCGCGUACAUCGCCGUGGGUGCGUACAAGCUGCCGGAUGACGUCGACCUGGACCGUCUGACCUCGGCAUGCGCCGCGCUGGUCGAGCGAAACGAUUUGCUCCGAACACGGUUCGUCCAUGUCGAGGAUGUUGGGCUGCUGCAGAUCGUGGUGGAAGAUGUCCUCCCCUGGGAACGAAGAACGAAUUUGGACAAUUUUCUCCUCUUGGAGGACGCCCCACCGACGAGCCUGGGGGCCAGGAUGGCUCGAUGGAGCCUCGUAGAAGACACGGGUGGUGGCAGGCAUCUGGCCCUGGCAAUUCAUCACUCCCUCUUUGACGGCCACAGUCUGGGGUUGAUGAUGCUAGAGCUCCAAGAUCUAUACAACGGACUAGAGCUGCCCGCCCCGCUCCCCUAUGCACACUUUGUGAAGUAUAUCGCAGAGAAACACGACGCUGAAGCAGAGAAGCGCUACUGGCAAGACCAGUUCUCCAAGUCCAAUCCUUUCCCGCUCCCCUUCCAGUCCCGCCUGCCGUCAUCGCCGACGUCCCAGGAGUAUCUCCCCCAGGGCCAGAAGGAUUUUUUGAUUCCUGCUAUCAAGAAUAACCAUACGAGUCACAGUGUGCCGACCCUCCUCAGGGCUGCCUGGGCCAUUGUCAACGCCAAGUAUGCGGGGACCGAUGAUGUCCUAUUUGGCGUUACGGUAUCUGGACGCACAGCCCCCGUGGCUUGGAUUGAUUGUAUCGUUGGUCCAACCAUCGCCACGGUCCCUCUGCGGAUUCUUGUCGACAGCGGAACGUCUGUCACUGGACUGCUCGAAGCGAUUCGGGACCAGAUGAUUCACAUGUUCGACUUUGAACAGUCGGGCAUUCAGAACAUCGCCCGUAUGGGAGGCGACACGGCCAACGCCGCUACCUUUGGCACGCUCCUCGUCGUUCAGCCUCCAGGGGCUUCCAAGCAGAUUCAACUCUUCGAGCAAGACCCGGUUGGGUCCUCGGAGAUUGGUAAGUUAGGAUAUGGAUUCGUACUGACCUGCAGCCUCCGAGACGACAGCUCCAUUCACUGCAAUGUCAUCUACGACCAGACGCGCAUCGCGAGUGAGCGCGCCGACGGGGUGUGCGCUCACUUUCACGAGGCGUUCCGUCAGGUGGCCGAAGCUAGUGCGGAUCUGCCUAUUGGCGAGAUCGAAAUGGUGACGCGAGGUGAUAUCUCGACUCUGCGAGCUUGGAACAAGGAGACACCCCAAGAAGUCUGUCUGUCGGUUCCGCGUUUCAUCGAACUGCAGAACGCCAAUAUGCCUGAAGCCAUUGCGGUGGAAUCGAAGGACGUCCGUCUCACAUACGAGGAGUUGAACUCGACGUCGGAUCGCCUGGCCUCGUACAUACUAUCGCGAGGCGUGAAGCCACAUCAGAUGGUGCCUUUUUGCCUGGAGAAGUCGGCGUGGGCCGUUGUGGCCAUGCUCGGCAUCAUGAAAGCCGGGUGUGCGUUUGUACCCCUGGACCCCUCCCACCCUCGCCAUCGGUGGCAAGCUAUACUGGAGCAAAUCGAUGCCAGUCUGGUCCUGAUUUCAGGGAGUAUACAAUCUCAGUUCGCCGACUUGGGGGUAGAGGCUCUGGAGAUAUCGGGAGAUAUCAUCUCCAGCCUCCCUGCCGGUAGCGUGAACUUGCCAGAGGUCACAAACAAGCACUUGGCUUACGUGCUGUUCACAUCUGGCACGACGGGCAAGCCCAAGGGCGUCAUGGUUGAAAACGGCGCGGUAUGUACCAGCUUCCAGGGUAUCACGGGGUAUCUAGGCUUUGAUCAGUCCACAAGAGUCUUGCAGUACUCACCGUAUGUGUUUGAUGCGUGCUGCCUCGAGAUCUUCGGGGCGCUUCUCCGCGGGGGGUGCGUCUGCGUACCAACAAAGGAUGAGUGCCAACACGACAUAGCGGGGGCGAUCCGGAGAAUGGAUGUCACCUUUACCGCACUGACGGCCUCAUUGUCGCGGCUCUUCACGCCGGACGAGGUGCCCAGCUUGAGGUCGAUCCUCCUGGGAGGAGAGCCAAAUACCCCCGACGUCGUCAGCACCUGGUCGGCAAUCCAGGGACGCGGUGGCUACGGGCCUACCGAGGCUUGCACUGGCGCGACCGCGAGACUCUGGGAGACAGCACAAGACCCCCCGUCGAACAUUGGAAAGGCUGUCAACUGCACAACGUGGGUGGUGGACCCCAGCGACCCCGAGAAGCUCGCGCCCGUCGGGUGUAUCGGUGAGCUCGCCAUCCAGGGGCCCACGCUGGCCCGUGGAUACUUGGGAAGCCCAAGCCAGACAGCCAGCGUCUUUCGAGACGCACCACGAUGGAUGCGGGAAGUCACCGCAGACACUGGACGUAUCUACCUGACUGGUGACCUCGUGCAGUAUGAGUCGGACGGCUCGCUUAACUUUGUGGGACGCAAGGAUAACCAAGUCAAGCUCAACGGGCAGCGAAUCGAGCUUCGCGAGGUGGACGCAUAUGUCGAAGGGCUCGCUCCGGGGAUUGACUGCGUCUCGGAGAUUGGCACGCCGCUGGAAGGUCGAUCUACGCAGCUCUUGGCCAUGUUCUUCCAGUCGAAGCAUGCUCUCGCGUCGCAACAGGCGUUCCCCCUUCUAACGGACGAGGAGGUCAUUUGGCUCAAGGGGCUCGCCACCGAUCUGGUAGCGCGCGUCCCGGGCUAUAUGGUUCCCCGACUCUGGAUCCCCUUGAACAAGCUGCCCCUGACUAUCUCGGGGAAACUCGAUCGCAGUGCGCUCAAGCGAGCCAUUCACGAUCUGAGCGCGGCGCAGAUCACAAGUUACAGCCUGGUCAACACGGGAGAUCAGAAGAAGGAGGUGACCAACUCCUGGCAGUCGAGCCUGCGAGACCUCUGGGCGUCGGCUUUGCAGUUGAAAGCGUCUGCGAUCAACGUGAACGACAACUUCUUUGCGUUAGGCGGUGACUCGAUCGUCGCGAUGAGGCUUGCCUCGAGUGCCAGGAAAAACGGACUUGACCUGGAUGUCCCCACCAUCUUCGCCAAGCCUACCCUAGAGCUCAUGUCCCUGGCGGUACGACAAACGAUGCAGAGCGAAGAGGAGGGUGCCUAUGUGACUUUUUCGUCGAUAACGGGCCCGGAAAGGCCAGACCUUCUGGCCACUAUCAGCGCGCAGCUCGGCACGGCCAAAGAAUGCAUCAAAGACGUCUACCCUGCUACUCACAUGCAAGAGGCCCUGAUUUCCCUGUCUUUGAAGAAGCCCGGCUCUUACGUUGCCCAGCAUGUGUUCCGCUUGCCAAAAUCCUUGGACGCCGAGUGUCUGUCCAGGGCAUGGUCGUCUGUUGUUUCAGCGUGUUCUGUCUUGCGAUCGAGAAUCGUUCAAGUCCACGGCGUGACCUACCAGGUCGUCCAAGACGAGGAGGCUUCGUGGUCCACCGCGCGCUUGGCAGACGUAGCAGACGAGAAGCAGUUCAUGGCACACCUCAGGGAGAGACCCCGCGAAGAAAUGUCUCUCAAUACGAGAUUGUGCCAGGCGACCUUGUUUGAGGCUGCUUGUGAAAGGUAUAUGGUGUUGACGGCACACCAUGCCAUCAUCGACGGUUGGUCGGUCGGUCGCAUUCUGUCUUUGCUGAAUGACGCAUACCAUGGCGCAUCUCUGCUCCCUCCACCAGACUUCAACACCUUUUCCGUCCAGGCCCGCGAUGUGAACGAGCAAAGUGAGGCCUUCUGGGCCAGUGAGCUGGAAGGCGCUCAGGACUCUCGCUUCCCCAAAACGCAGGUUGACAGCCAGCAGAAGCAGAAAGAGCCCGAGACCACCGCCUUUUACAAGAGCCGCGUCAAAUUGCCCAGACGUGCAAAGAGCAAGGAGACUACCUUGCCCACUCUCAUCCGCGCCUCUUGGGCCCUCACGGUAGCGCAGCGGUGCGGCUCAACGGACGUGACCUUUGGCAACGUGGUCUCAGGCCGCAAUGCGCCCGUAUCGGGGAUCGAAGAGAUCGUUGGCCCUACGGUGGCCACGAUACCAUUACGCGCUCACACGCCGGCGGACGAGACCGUUGGUGCCUUCUUGAGCAAAGUGCAAGGCCAGUCUGCGCGCGCCAUGCACCACGAGCAGUUCGGUCUCCAGAACAUUGCCAAAAUCUCUGAUGACACACGACGCGCCUGUGAUUUCACCAACAUUCUCGUCAUCCAGCCCAGCGAACUGGCUACGGAUGGUCAGAGUCUCGGGCUUCAGCCGCUGGACAACGAAGAGGGCCACGCUGGCUUCAUGGCCUACCCCCUUGUGCUGCAGUGCACUGUUCGCAGCAACGAGGAGGUUGAGCUCGGCUUUAGUUAUGUCACCAAGUAUCUCAACUUGAUGGUGGUUGAAAGCCUGGCUAGGCAGAUGCACCUCUUCCUCGAGCAGCUCUGUCAGGCAGACGUCGCAUCGUGUCUCGGCACUCUCGAGACGUGCCAUGCUCUCGACGUCAGGCGCAUGAAGAUGUGGAAGCCGAGUACGGUUCCAGACGCGGUAUCCGCCGUGGCAGUUGCCCACCCAUCCGAGCCUGCGCUCCAGGCGUGGGACGGCGGACUGUCCUAUAGAGACCUUAAUGUUCUCACGGACAAACUGGCGGACAAGUUGGCGGACCAGGGCAUUGGCAGUGCGGAUCUUGUACCCAUCUACUUUGAGAAGUCAGUCUGGGCUGUUGUCGCCAUGCUGGGCGUCAUGAAAUCCGGUGCAGCCUUUGUUCCCUUGAACCCCGACGACCCAGCUGGCCGCCGCAACGAUGUGCUGUCGCAGAUCAAUUCAAAGGCCAUUCUCUGCUCCGAGUCGAUGCGGUCGCGCUGCACAGGACUGGCCAGCUUCGUCAUGACUGUAGGCAGGGAGAUCACUAUGGAAGAGGAGCGUUCUGCGUCGGCCCUGGCGCACGCACGCAUCGCAGCUGCUGACCAGGUGGCGUACGUCUUCUUCACUUCCGGUAGCUCUGGCAUGCCCAAGGGCGUUGUGAUGGGCCAUGCGGCGUUCCACGAGAGCGUCGUGGGCAUCGGCCUUCGCAUGGGACUCAAAACUUCCAGUCGCGUGCUGCAGUACUCUGCUUUCGUCUUCGACGUGUCACUCGCCGAAAUCUUUGCGACGCUCGUCACUGGCGGUUGCGUCUGCAUUCCGUCCGACGAGGCGCGUAUGAAUGAUGUCGCCUCCGCCAUGCGGGAUAUGGCGGUCAACUUUGCCUUUUUAACGCCGUCAGUGUCGAGGCUGCUCAACCCAGCCGCGGUACCGCGUCUGGAGACUCUCGUUCUCGGUGGAGAGGCGGCCACCAGCGGCGACGUGCAGAAAUGGGUCGGCCAUGUGCGUCUGUUGAAUGGAUACGGGCCUACGGAAGCGUGUAUCUACAGUGCCUGCUAUGAAUGGUUGCCCGGGCGCGACGAGGUGUCCACAAGUAUCGGUGCUGGUCUGAACUGCGCCUGCUGGAUCGUCGACCCGGAUAACCACGACAGGCUCGUAAGCCCCGGUUGCGAGGGGGAGUUGCUUCUGCAAGGCUCGGUCCUUGCUCGUGGCUAUCUACACGAUGACGAAAAGACGGCGUCAGCCUUCAUCAACCAGCCAGCUUGGGCCGCAGCGGCAGGGCUUCCACGAAAUUCGCGUCUGUAUAAGACAGGUGACCUUGUUCGCUAUGGUGAUGUGGACAGGAUCGAUUAUCUAGGCCGAAAGGACUCGCAGAUCAAGAUCAACGGCCAGCGCGUGGAGGCUGGCGAGGUCGAGUACCAGCUCAAAGCAGCAUGGACGAUGGGCCAUGUCCGCGAUGUUGCCGUCCUGUCGAUCGAGAACCUCGAACAGAGACUCGGCAGCACUCUUGUGGCAUUCGUCUGGGUAGAAGGUGAUCAGAACGCAGAGGGAAUGAACACCUCGUCCUUCGAGGCCGGUAUCCCCCCCCAGCUUGACUCGUUCCGCGACGAUGGCGAGGCAGCACUGUCAGCGAUGCGUCGCAGGGUUGGGCAGCACAUGCUUCCCUCGCAUUUCUUCUCGGUUGAUUGCAUGCCCAAGAGCGCUGCGGGCAAGAUCGACAGGAAGAAGCUGGAGCAAUGGGUUCGCGCACUGCCGACGGACGUGGUCCUGGCCUCCACCCUACGCCGUCGGCGGAGCGAAAACAUUGCCCUGUCCACCGAAAAAGAGAGAAUCCUCCAAAACCUCUGGAGCGUGGUGUUAGGUCUAGAUGCUGACUCUAUCAUGGCGAAUGACAGUUUCCUUGCCGUCGGAGGCGAUUCCAUUCGCUCUAUCCACCUCGUCCAGUUGGCAAGAGAAAAGGGGCUGGCCCUGACAGUGGGAAAAAUCUUUGAAACACCCGUCUUGUCUGAGAUGGCCUUCCACACACCUGCUAUUGAGGACGGCGAGCCCGCAGAUGGCUUUAUGAUCGAGCCGUUUUCCAUCCUCACCGGAGACCAAGAUCAACAAAGUCUGGUAAACCAACUGGCCGAGGCUUGCAACGUGGCGCCAAGCACUGUAGCCGACGCAUAUCCAUGUACCGCGCUCCAGGAGGGCAUGAUGGCGCUUUCAAACAAGCAGACAGGAUCCUACAUGGCGCAGGUUCCCUUUGAAGUUGCUGCCGACACGGACAUUGACAGGCUCAAGAUGUCGUGGCAAGCUGCAUCGGAUCGAGCCGAGAUCCUCCGGACUCGAAUCGUGGCAGGCCACAAGGGAGAGCUCAUCCAGGUUGUCCUAAAGCCUUCAGACAUUGAAUGGACUGAGGUGACAGCACCGUCGCUCGAUACAUUCAUGAGGAAUGGCACCCAAGCUCCCAUGGCCCUGGGUACUUCGCUCUGCCGCUUCACACUCAUCAAGCAAGGAGGCAAAAGAUCUUUCCUCUGGACAAUCCACCACAGUCUGUACGACGGGUGGUCCAUGGACCUUGUUCUGAGUAUGGUCGACAAGCUCUAUCACGGCUCUAUAGUGGUAGACCACACCCCAUUCGUCAACGCCAUUGCUCAUAUUGAAGAGCGAGAUCUUGCCGAGCAGCAAGCUUUCUGGCUGAAAGAACUCGAGGGCGCUCCUGGCGCGUCGUAUCCAACUCUCCCUGCCGUCAACUAUGUCCCGAAGGUGAAUGCGGUGCGGACCUACGACUUCACUGUGCAGAGGGAUUCAGGGUCGGGAAUCACGUUUCCCACCAUUCUCAAGGCUGCCUGGGCUCUUCUCCUGUCUCAUUACUCGAGCACGGAAGAUGUUGUACUUGGUCUCACCACGACUGGCCGUCAAAUGGACGUGACUGGAGUGCAGUCUAUCAUCGGCCCGCUCGUCACCACCCAUCCCAUGAGGAUCAGGCUGCCGCCGACCAGCAGUGUUGCGUCGAUCCUGGAAAGUGUGCAGAAGCAAGGCACGAGAAUGAUACCAUUUGAACAGCUUGGCCUGCAGAAUGUCAGUAAGCUCAGUGAGGACUGUCGCAUUGCUUGUGACUUCCGUGUCCUCGUGGUAGUGCAGCCUUACAAGGGAGAAGGCGGCAACCACAACGAGAACAUCAUGGCACCCGUUUUCGAAGAGGGAGGGUUCGAGUCCUUCCACACCUACCCCAUUGUGGUGCAGUUAUUCAUCCAAGCCCACAAUGGCGUUCGAGUGCACGUCACCCACGAUCCCGCCGUGAUCAACGCAGACCAGGUCGAGGCCAUCUGCCACCAGCUCGAGAGUGUCACCGCACAGCUCUGUCGCAGCAGCGUCGAGGAUUUCAAAGUGUCUGACCUGGACCUCGUUAGCCCCUGGGAUAAAACCCGGCUCCUGCAAUGGAAUGCCUCUUGCCCUGAGCCAGAGCAGCAUCUUCUGCACGAAAACAUCCAAGAACGGGCCAGGAAGAGGCCAGAUGAGCCUAUAAUCUGUGCCUGGGACGCCCAGCUCACCUAUGGACAGUUUUCCAGGCUUACGGAUGCCCUGGCGGAUCACCUGGUGAGAGCAUGCAACGUGCAAGUCGGAGAAUAUGUGCCAUUUUGCUUUCCACAAUCCGCCAUGGCUAUUGUGUCCAUGGUGGGCAUCAUGAAGACUGCCCGAUUGCUGCUGGGCUCUGAGUCGACUGCUGCGAAAUGCGCUCAGCUAUCAGAUGAUGUUGUUCUCGUCACCUCUUCGUUCUUGAACGCGUGUGCCUCCGAAGCAGAUCUGCCCUCUGGCAAGCACCUACCAGAUGGUCUGCAUCCCCAGAGUGCGGCGUACGUGAUCUUCACAUCGGGCUCCACGGGUGUGCCAAAGGGCCUCAUCAUGCCACACUCGUCCGCCUUCACCGCUUUGAAGGACAUUGGGGCCCGGAUCGGACUGGGAGACAAGACACGCAGCCUGCAAUUUGCCUCGUACGUGUUCGAUUUGUGUAUCGGCGAGAUCUUUGCCACACUUCUCUCGGGGGGCGCCUUGUGUAUCCCAUCGCCCGAGGAACGCCUCGAUGACUUUUCCGGCUUUGUUUCCCGUACGGCCGUAAACACGCUCUGGCUGACGCCCACGUUUGUUCGCCUCCUCACACCUGCCGCACUCCCCAGUGUUGACACUCUGAUUCUCGCGGGCGAGAGCGUGACGAGAGACAUUGUCACCGACUGGGCUGAGUAUGUUCAUCUCUGGAAUGCCUGGGGUCCUAGCGAGUGCUGCAUGGCCAGCACAUUGCACGAGUUUACUUCCCCCAUAGACUCUCCGUCCACCAUCGGUCGUUCCGUUGGGGGCCUGUGCUGGGUCGUGGACCAGGAUGAUCACACCAAUCUGGCUCCCGUGGGUUGCAUGGGAGAGAUUGUCAUCACAGGUCACACUAUAUCCAAGGGAUACCUUGGCGCCCCUGAACUGACCGCGGCCUCGUACAUAGAAACGCCACCGGCGUGGCUGUCAUCUCUCAACUCAACCUUUGAGUCGCGGCUCUACAAGACGGGCGAUCUCGGAAAGUUCAACAGCGAUGGGACCUUAGAGUUCCUCGGCCGAAAAGACACGCAAGUCAAGAUCCGAGGCUUCCGCAUUGAGCUGGCCGAGAUUGAAUUUCAUCUCAGGGCUCAUUCUGCACUUAUUCGGGAUGUUGCUGUGGAGUUGAUCCAACCUCCUGCGGCUGCAGGUCGCGAUAUGUUGGCCGCGUUCUUUACGUUGUGCACAGAGAGAUAUAACAAGCAGCCAUCAGACCAGGCAAACCCAACUUCUGUAGUCCUCCCCAUGGAUGCGGUGCUUCGAGAUGAGCUCGCUACCUUGUCCGGUCUCCUUGGCAUCGUCAUGCCGUCGUACAUGGUCCCGGACCUCUUCGUUCCUCUGCGCGAAAUUCCCGUCAUCACUUCCACCAAGACAAACCGAACGGCGCUGCGGGCUCUGGGAGAAUCCUUGUCCCAAGUUCAACUGAGAACGUACGGCCUUGCAGAGACGACCAAGCGCACAGUGUCGACAGACAAAGAAAGACUGCUGGCUUCAGUUUGGGCGUCCAUCUUAAACAUGACAGUAGUCGACAUCGGAAAGGAUGACAACUUCCUCCAACUGGGAGGCGACUCUAUCGCAGCUAUUCGUUUGGCUUCUGCCGUACGAGAGGCUGGAUACUUUAUUGGGGUGGCGGAAGUCUUCGCUGACCCCCGGCUUUCCCAGCUGGCGUUGCGCAUGGAGCCUUUGGAGGAGACCGAGCACGAUCAAGGACAGGUCCCUCGAUUUGGCCUCCUUGCCCCAGGCGACGACCCGACACAUCUUUUAAAGUCCAUUGCGAGCCGUUACGAUCUGGAUGAGGACACAAUAGUCGACAUCUACCCUUGCACAGCCCUCCAAGAGGGCAUGAUGUCCUUGACGUCGAAACAGUCCGAGUCGUACAUUCAUCGCCAUGUGUUUAAGCUACCACGUGAGCUGGACAUGAAACGGUUGCGACGCGCCUGGGAGACAACCGUCUCCGCCAACGACAGUUUGCGUACCCGCAUAGUCCAAGGACCGAUGGCACAGGUACAGAUUGUUCUUGAUGAAGAACUAAGAUGGACCGAAGAAACAUGCAUUGGUGUUGAAGAGUACCUGGAGAGCCAUCCCAAGCCAUUUCUCACCUACGGCAGCCCGCUGUCGUCGUUUGUUCUCCUUCGAGACCGCCAUGGUGAUGCCUACCUCAUGUGGGUGUGCCACCACGCGCUCACAGACGGGUGGUCGCUCGGUCUCGUGCUGAACCAAGUACAAACCAUCUACAUGGCGGAAGACGGCGUAGACAUCUCGAGACGUUUCAUGACGCCCACAAGCGCCCCAUUCUCAAAGUUCAUUGCCCACCUCCAAAGGUGCGAUGCAAAUGCCUCUGCCAACUUCUGGGAGUCCCAGCUGAAACCUAUCAACAAUGCUCUCCCAACGCAUUUCCCACCAGCGCAGAAGCUUUCGAGCAGUCUGGAGCAUUUGCCACACCACAUGACAACCCACAAGACGUUUCUACUGCCACAGUCAAACGAAAGCGAAGUGACAAUUUCAACUAUUCUCCGAGCGGCCUGGACUCUCGUUCUUUCUCAAUGGUCAGGAUCCAAAGACGUACUAUUCGGAUCCGUUCUGUCUGGGCGAAACGUCCCCGUGCCGGGCAUAGAGCACACUGUCGGCCCCACGAUCACCACAGUCCCUGUCCGUGUGGCCGUACCUUGCGAUACGACCACGACCAGGGCCUUUCUCCGUACCAUCCAGCGUCAAGCCAACGAGAUGACUCCUCAUGAGCACUUUGGCGUCCAGAGGAUCGCUAAGCUGAACGCAUCGGCUCGCGUUGCGUGUGGCUUCCGAAACCUCUUUGUGGUUCAACCUCUGAACCAAUACACUAACGACCUUAAUAUCGAAAUGGCGCACGUCGAGGCGCACGGAAACUUUAUUGACUAUCCCCUCAUAUUCGAGUGUUUGCUCGGGGACGCGGAAGUCAACACUAGAGUGACCUUUGAUCCGCGCCUGCUUUCCACAUUCCAGGUGGAAGCCAUGUGUGAUCAGUUCGCUACGCUCUGCUCCCAGCUUGUCGGAAGAGAAGACACGGUGUCCCUCCACGACGUAGCGUUUGCAAGCGAGCAAGAAGAGGCAACGAUAAUGACGUGGAACCAAGAGAGCGCUGGAGACCUGAGCGUCGAGAAACGAACCAUACCUGAGCUCUUUGCAUCCAAGAUCGCCCAUUACCCCGACGCAGAGGCCAUCUACGCGUCUGCCGAGGGAGGAAGCCGGGACAUCUGGACGUACGCAAGGCUCGGUGCCGCCGUGAACAGGCUUGCCAAUCACCUGCGGAUAAUAGGAGGCUGCAAGCCUGGGGAUGCUGUCCCUGUCUGCUUCGAGCAUUCUGUCUGGUACACCGUGUCUAUCCUGGCUGUCCUCAGCAUCGGUGCCUAUUUUGUGCCGCUUGAUCCCAAGCACCCGCAAGAAAGGAGACAGGAUAUCCUUCAGCAACUGGACGCGAAAAUCCUGCUUGGCUCAGCGGCUGGUGCGGCUGCGUCCACCGGCAUGCUGCCCAUUAUUGUCGAGGUGUCGUCGUAUCUCGAUCAACAGCUCAUGACUAACGAAUCGCAACUACCUAAUGUACUGCACGAGGCCGCGUCCCCUUCGCAGCUGGCCUAUAUCCUCUUCACGUCCGGCAGUACAGGCAAGCCGAAGGGUGUCAUGAUCAGCAACCAGGCCCUGGCUACAGCUCUGCGAAACCAUGUCGAGCCUUUCAAGAUGGGCGCACACAGCCGCAUCCUGCAGUUUGCUUCCCAUGUCUUUGAUGCCAGUAUCUCGGAGAUUAUUGGCACACUCCUCCACGGCAGCACCGUGUGCGUUCCCAGUGAGACGCAGCGCAUGAACCCACACCAUCUUGCGGAGUUCAUGGUGGAAGCCGAUGUCAACUGGGCCUUCCUGACCCCUGUUGUCUCCCGGCUCAUCUCUUCCACUCAAUUUCCGUCGUUGGAGACGAUUGUAGUCGGCGGUGAAGCUCUCACCCCCAGUGUCAUCAGCCCCUGGCUAGACGCUGGCGUCCGCUUCAUACAAGCAUACGGCCCUACCGAAACCACUAUCUUCAUGACCGCACAUCAUAUGACGGCCCCUGAGCCACCGGCUAUAAUUGGGCGUGGUGUAGGGUAUUGCAGUUGGAUCGCAGACCCCAAUGACUACACAAAGCUGGCGGCCAUCGGCUGCGUGGGCGAGCUCAUUGCCCAAGGACCCUCGUUAGCGGAGGGAUACCUGCGAGAUGAAGACAAGACUCGGGCAGUGUUCCGUCCGGCACCGGCUUGGGCUCUUAGGUUCUCUGGUGCUGCUAAGGGUAGCGUGUAUUGCACGGCAGACCUUGUCCGUUACAUUGGUUCUCAGGGCGAGAUGGAGUUUGUUGGUCGCAAAGACACACAAGUGAAGCUCCACGGACAGCGAAUUGAGUUGGGCGACGUGGAGCAGCACCUGCACUCCUAUCUCAGUUGUGUUCCUCAUUUGUUUGUCGAUAUUCUGAACACACACUCCAUUGUCGAUGGCAAGGAGGAAGAACAGGAGCAUCUCGCGGCAUUCUUCUGCUUCGACAAUGUGGUGAAAGGAGCCGAUGUCCCUUAUGACGACGAUAUCCUUCUCCAAGAGUUCUCUGGUGAAGGGAAGCAGCUGCUCGCCGCCGCCGUUGCUCAACUGGAAUUGAAGCUCCCCAGCUACAUGAUACCAGCCCUAUUUGUUCCUCUGAACUUUCUACCUACCGUCACGAGCACCAAGGCUGACCGCAAGGCCAUCAAGCGUAUCGCCUCCAGCUUGGGCGCGGUUGCUCUCCGAGAGAAUUAUGCUCUCGAAACGGCCACCGAUGCUAUAAGACCACCAGAAUCGUCUAUGCAGAAGGUCCUGGCGAGGUUAUGGGCGUCUGUACUAGGUGUGUCAGAAUCAUCCAUUGGUCUCGACAGUAGCUUCUUGCGUCUAGGCGGUGAUUCUAUUACCGCUAUCCGACUUGUCACCAUGGCUAGGGACUCGGGGAUUGAUCUGGAGGUGGAAGUGGUCUAUCACAACCAACGUCUAGAAGCCAUGGCUUCAGCGUGCGACGAGCUGCGCGUGGUCGAAGAGUCUCAGAUCGAAUCGUUUACUCUUCUUGACGGUCUCACUACCUUGGAGGAUGUCAAGGCAAGCCUGGCGCAGGCUUGGGAUAUGGAUCCAGCAACUCUAGAUCCGGCAUUGAUAGAAGAUGCGUACCCUUGCACGUCCCUUCAAGAAGGGAUGAUCGCAUUGACUGAGAAGGAACCUGGUACUUAUGUUGCCAACAUGAUUUUCAAGUUGGGUAACGGGGUUGACCCGCAACACAUCAAGGCGUCAUGGGAUCAGAUUGUCACCGAGACUCCCAUCCUGCGGACCAGAAUCAUCUGGCUCACCAACGGGAGAGCCAUUCAGGUCGUUCUUCGCAAAGGCAGCCCUUGGCACAGGGGGACCAUUGAAGGACUUCCCGGCAGCCAAGCCAUAAAGCCAGGGUUUACACCCAUCGGCUACGGCACAUAUUUGUCACAACAUGCACUCCUUACUCAUGAAGCCACGGGUGAGGUCUUCUUCGCGUGGAACAUUCACCAUGCAGCCUAUGACGGGUGGUCCUUGGAUCUCCUGUUUGCGCGGUUCGGUGAGGUGUACGCAAACCUCAUCCUAGCGCUCGAGUCACCUCCUCGAUCGCUGUAUGUGAGCUUCAUUGCCCAUAGCGAACGUGUCCGAGAGACGGCAGCGGCCUACUGGACUCAAACGCUGGAAGGGGCGAGAUGCACUGAUUAUCCUCGACUAUUUAACGCCAGCACGCAGCAAGGCGUCCGCACAGAUGCCACCUUGAGGCAAUCCUUCUCCAUCAAGUCCAACCAGCGCCAACACGCUUCCUCAGAUGUGACAUUGGCAAACCUCAUGACGGCAGCAUGGGGUCUCUCAUUAUCGACCCGAGCCAGCGACGGUUCGGGCUCGCUGGAGGAAGUCACCUUUGGCACAACUGUCUCGGGUCGCAAUGCGCCUGUCGCAGGUAUCGAGUCCAUGGUAGGACCUAUAGUGACCUCUCUGCCCCUGCGUGUGCUCCUCAGCGCGUCGGCGACUGUCGGGAGAUAUCUCAGGCGGGUACAGGAGCAGAGCGUCGAAAUCAUCCCUCACCAGCAAUUUGGGCUGCAGAACAUUGCGAGGCUGAGCAACGACGCCCGCUCUGCGUGUGACUUCCGCACGCUCCUGGUGAUUCAACCUGCCAAGCUAGCUGCGGUCGGUCGAGGUUCGCCGGAUGGUCAGCUACCUCUACUUCCAGUUCACGACACAGAGGGCACGAUUGAAGAUGACUUCUUUACAUACCCGGUAGUCUUCCAGUGCCAGAUCCCCCAACAUGCGGAUUCUGAAAUAUCCCUCACCGUAGCAUACGCUUCGAGCGUGAUCACUGGUGAAGAAGUCGAGCUACUUUGUGGCCACUUCCAGCAAGCUGUCCUCGCGCUAUGCUCUGCCGCCCCGUCUACCCCUUUGGCCAAGAUCAACUUGUUGGGCCCAGAAGACACAAGAGUUCUCACAGUGGCCAACGGUUCAUCUCCUCCACCUUACAACGAAUGCCUCCACACUCUCCUCGAGGAACAGGCGCAGCUUCGUCCACCCGCGCCCGCCAUCGACGCUUGGGACGGCAGUCUGACCUACCAGGAGCUCGACAACGCUGCCAACUCGUACGCCAACCUACUUCAGUUUCAGUACACGAUCAAGGCUGGAGAUCUUGUCCUCGUAUGCUUUGAAAAGUCCAUGUGGUACUUUGUCGCGAUCCUCGCCAUCAACAAGGCGGGUGGUGCCUGGGUGCCCAUCGACCCAACGCACCCUCGGAGUCGUCAUCAGCAGAUUGCGAGCAAAACUGGAUCGGUAACAGCCUUGUGCUCUCGCGAAUGCCGCAAGCACGUCGAUAACUUGGUUGAAAAUGUCGUCCAGGUGGACUUCAUGACGGCACCGUUCACGCAAGAUGCCCCGGCGGAGAUACGGACGAGGCGAGCAUCAUCACUCGCUCAGCCCUACGACGCAGCGUACGUCUUGUUCACGUCCGGGAGUACGGGCACGCCCAAGGGCUUCAUCAUGGAGCAUCGUGCUGCCUGUACGGGUCAGCGGGCUAUCGCCAAGAGACUUCAAAUGUCGAGUGAAACCCGCAUGCUUCAAUUUGCGGCCUUUGUGUUCGACUUUUCCAUUGGCGAAAUUAUAAGCGCGUUGGUGACAGGUGCCUGUGUCUGUGUGCCUUCCGAAGACCAGCGCAUGAACUCCCUGUCGGACUUUAUCCGCGAAAAGGGCGUGACGUGGAUGUUCCAAACCCCAGCACUCCUGAGGACGCUCAGCCCAGACAUGGCGCCCACCGUACGUGUGGUGGGAGUCGGUGGCGAAGCCGUCGGUCAUGAUAUCCUUCACCAAUGGUUUGGAAAAGUCCGGCUUAUCAACGUCUGGGGUCCGGCUGAGGCUUGCUGUAUCUCGAGCUCGCACCAGUGGGCCUCUAUCUCCGAGUCUCCCCAGAUUAUCGGCAAGCCGGUCGCUUGCCAUUGCUGGAUCGUGGACUGUGAGGACACGGAGAAGUUGUUGCCCGUGGGGGUUAUUGGAGAAGUCGUCAUCCAUGGGCCCAACGUGAUCAAGGAGUAUCUCGGCGAUCCAGCCAAGACAGCCGCCAGUGUCCUCGAGGGCAACGCUCUGCCCGGGUGGGCGCAGAGCGAAUCCAGUCUGCCCCCAUGGAGCAGGGUCUACAAGACCGGUGAUCUGGCGUGGUACAGACCUGAUGGCGCCAUGGAGUUCUUGGGUCGCAAGGAUACGCAGGUUAAAAUCAGGGGGUUCCGCGUGGAGCCGGACGAAAUUGAGCAUCUCGCCCGUGAUCACCUGGGAUCCCAUGUACAAAUUGGUGUUGUUGCCUUUGAAAAGGGUUCCUCGGGUCAAGGCAAGCCUGCCCAGGAAUUGGCUGCCUUUGUCUGUCCCUCGAACGCCUCCAAGACAGCACAUGUCGAUCUUGUGGACAGCUUGGACAUGCUUGCAAAAGACAUGGUGCUUCCACCAGACACAGAGGAGCACAAGGGGAUAGAAGGGCUCCAGCGCUUCUUGGGAAGCCGCCUCCCCUCUUACAUGGUACCCACCGUCUUCUUUCCCUGUGCUUACAUGCCUUUCGUCACCUCCGCCAAGCUCGACCGCAAGAAGCUCAGCGCCGUGGCCGCUAUUAUCUUCAAGUCGAAUCUUGUCUCGUUUCGUGGCGUUCACAGUACGAAGCGGCAACCCCAGACCGAUAUGGAAGACAAGAUGCAGCACAUCUGGUCCGAGAUCCUCAACCUGCCGCCUAGCGACAUUGGCUUGGACGACAACUUCAUCACGCUGGGUGGCGACUCAAUUACGGCGAUCCGGCUGGUGACCAUUGCUCGUUCGCAGGGUAUCAAGAUAUCCGUUGCGCAAGUUUUCGCAGAUCCGACACUGCUAGCCGUGGCCAGUAAAGCUCAGACCCGUACUGCGAAAGCCUCCAUUGAAACAGGUGCUAUCACUCUGGAGAUCUGGGCCUUGCUUCCGGAUAUCUUGACUCCACCCGAAAUAGAUCAUCUUGUCAGAGAACAAUGCCAGCUCCCAGUGGGCUGUGUGGUGGAGGACGCAUUCCCCGUGUCGCCCUUACAGGAAGGUGUGAUGAUGUUGACAGAGCGCUACCCUGGCGCCUAUUUCGGUCGCUUCAUCUUCCAACUCGGUUCGCACGUUAACAUCGGUCGUUUCAGGGCUGCCUGGGAGGUCGUUUUCUCCCUUUGCCCCAACCUCCGCACCCGCAUCGUGCGCGGUCCGGGAGGCGAGCCACUGCAAGCGCACAUCAAACAUGGAGCGUGCUGGCAGGACACACAGGGGCUUAACCUGGCCGCUUAUAUUGCAUUGUCUAUCCAGAACCCCCCUGGCUUCGGGUCUGCUUUGAGUAGGCAUGUACUACUUGAGGAUGACAACACGGGAAAGGCCUACUUUGUCUGGGAAAUCCACCAUGCCAUAUACGACGGAUGGAGUUUGAGCCUCAUGAUGCAGUUGUUUGUCCAAGCGUACGACCAUAUCGGUACGCGUAGUAUCGAAGCUUUUGCGCAGAGUUUCCAGGCCGUCCCUUUCCGCAACUUCGUCCAGUUCAUCAUGGGGGCGAACAGUCAAGCCUCCGCGGACUACUGGAAGAGGGAGCUCGACGGAGUCAAAGCGUCUGGGUUCCCACCACGCGCCCGUGGCGAUGCGAUAAAAUCCGGAAUGCGAACUACUGCUGUACCUCUUCCGGUUUCCAACAAGACAGGCUUUGUCGUUGCGACUAUUGUUCGCGCAGCAUGGGCGCUGGUUCUCGCUGCCCAUUCUGAUGACGCAGACGACGUCUGCUUCGGCGCGACAGUCUCGGGACGCCAGGCCUCAGUUGAGGGAGUAGAGUCUAUGGUCGGACCACUGCUCGCGACAGUGCCCGUCCGAACGCGUAUCAGCGGCGACCAGAAGGUGGCCGACUUCCUCCGCAUGAUCCAGGACCAAGCCACGGGCAUGAUCGAGCACGAGCAAUACGGCCUCCCAAGAAUCUCCCGCCUGGGUCCAGAGGCCAAGGCCGCGACGGAAUUCGGCUCCUUGGUCGUUAUCCAGCCCAAGUACUUCACGGACCAGAGCAUCCAUGACCAGAGUACAAUGAGUGACCUCGUUGUACUUGUCAACGAGAGCGAGGCCGAGGCUGCUGGUCCCAGUGUGAACGAGUACUACACAUACCCUCUCGUCCUCCAGUGCCAGCUCAUGGAGGAGCAAGUGCAGCUCAACCUCAUCUAUGACGAGGCUUGUCUAUCGGGAGACCUUGUCGACCGCCUUGGAGAUCACAUGUCCCAUGUGAUUCACCAACUUGUACAAUUCGCAGCGACGGAUCGUCAGGUUGCUGACAUCCACGUUGCCUCGCAGAACGACGUUGCCCAAGCAAUUAUUUGGAAUACCUCCACGGCACGAGUGAGCCUCGGUACAGGCACCGACACUCUCCUCCAUCAAGCCGUCACGCGCUGGGCUACGCAAGCACCCACUCACCCUGCACUGGUUUCUGCUGAGGGAACCAUGACGUAUGAAGAGUUAGACCUUGUAUCCACGCGAAUGGCCAGGGUUUUGGUGCUCAACUACGGAAUUGUCUCCUCCACAAGAGUGCCUGUCUGCAUGGAAAAGUCAGCGUGGGCUAUUGUGGCCAUACUGGCCAUCAUGAAAGCAGGUGGCACAUAUAUACCGCUUGAUCCCGCCUUUCCCGAGGAGCGCUUGCGAGCCAUUCUGGAUCAAGUAUCAGCGGAUCUUGUCCUUACCUCGUCAACUACACAAGACUUGUGCCGCUCGCUGGGUGUCGGAACAUUGGUCCUGGAGCCGCGUGAGCUUCCAGAGGACUACGCAAAGGCAGACUACUACCCCCUUGAUCUGCCUACUGUGUCAUCAACCGAUACAGCCUACAUUCUGUUUACAUCUGGGUCUACUGGCACGCCCAAGGGUAUCCUGGUUGGACACAGGGCAGCGUGCAACAGCGUCAAAGGUUCUGCAUCGGCGGAAGGUUACGAUUUACAUCCCGAGAGCCGUAUACUGCAGUUCUCCAACUUCAUGUUUGAUGUCAGCAUCGCCGAGAUAUUUGGUGCCUUCAUGUUCGGAGGCACCUUGUGCGUUCCAUCAGACACGGAGCGUCUCACCGGACUGGCGGGCUUCUGCUCCGCUCAGAGGAUCAACACAGCCAUGUUGACAACAUCCUUUGCUACAACUCUUCGUCCUCAGUCUCUGCCCACGAUCACCACUCUGGUUCUUGUGGGUGAAGCUCCAACUCGCGAAGUCUUGGAUCUCUGGUUCGGCCGUGUGAAAAGGUUGGUUAAUGCGUAUGGACCGUCCGAGACGGUCAUGUUCUGCGCCGUCCACGUGUACAGCGCCCCUGACGAAGAGCCUUCGAACAUUGGACGUGGAGCACUAGAAGUCGACAUCAGCUGCUGGAUCGCCGCCACGGACCACCCAGAGCGACCAGCCCCUCUUGGGUGUGUAGGCGAGAUCGUGGUUCGCUCUCCAUCCUUGGCGAAGGGGUACCUCAAUGACCCUGAAAAGACCCAACAAACAUUCAUUUCCUCCGUGCCCUGGAUCCCUUCCACCACUACGCAGGGGUUCUAUAGAACCGGUGACCUUGGUCGUUACAAUGUCACGACCGGGACCAUUGAGUAUCUAGGCCGUCGAGACACGCAGACCAAGCUUCGCGGCCAGCGUCUGGACGUUGCGGAGGUGGAGCAUCGAAUGAAGGUUCUUUCUCCAGAGAAUACUGGCGUUGCUGCAAUUGUUUUCAAAAAGUCUACCAGAGUGGUCCUAGUUGCCUUUCUCUGGAAAGGACUCAAAUCAGCCCUUCCUUCAUUCAUGGUCCCCUCCCUCUUCGUUCCCGUUACCCGCAUCCCUCUCAACAAUUCUCUGAAGCUCGACCGCCUCAAGCUCCAAACACUCCUAUCCGAGGCCUCGGACGAUAGCUUGCUCCAGUAUACAGUACCCUUCAAGGCUGGGGAUGAUACAUCCACUGUUCCUGAGGGUCCCAUCACACCCGUGGAGGAACUUCUGCGCGAUACAUGGGCGUAUGUUUUGGGCAUCGACCAUAGCCUCAUUGGCAGACAAGACAACUUUUUCGGCAUUGGUGGCGAUUCUAUCACCAUCUUCCGGAUGAUUGCUGUUGCUGAUGAGCAGCACCUGACCUUGUCGGCUGCUGACGCUUUCGCCAAUCCAACACUUUCUGCUAUGGCUUCUUGUUGCGUCCUGUCAGCGACUAUUGCGGCGCGCGGCCUUGAGGGUUCUGACCGUGCUCUUCCACCUUUCGGUCUCCUACCUCAAGAAAUGUUCGUGGGCGAGAUCCUGAGCUCGGCAGCAACACAAUGCCAGGUCUCGCCCGAGUCUAUUGAGAACUGUUUCCCGUGCACUCCCCUUCAGGAGGGUCUGAUUGCCAUGGCAGAGAGCGAGACUGCCUCGUACGUUGCCAGAUACAUCUUUGAACUCCCAGGAGAUCUUGAUCUUCAGCGCUUCAAGCAGGCAUUGGCCACUCUGUACUCCUUGAGCCCCAAUUUACGCACCCGCAUUAUCUCACAUGUUGGUGAAGCAUCAAUCCAAGUCAUCUUGCAAGACCAAGUCCCGCUGAAGGAGCUUACAACCUCUGAAGACGACAUUGAUCAGUAUCUCGGAUCCAGCAACAGCAAAGACCUUGUUAUCCAGCCCGGAUUUGGCCGUCGUCUGGUCUCCUUCAACUUGGUCUACACAGCAGGUGGCAUAGCACACUUGGUCUGGGACAUGCAUCAUGCUGUCUAUGACGGGUGGACUCUGAACAUGAUGCUGGAUAUCCUUCGGAACGCGUAUAUCCGGCAGACACCUCAGGAAUCUCGAGUUGUCCCGCUGGAUAUCUACGUCCGCCACAUCCUCGAGGCAUCCGAGGAUCGAGAGGCAUCUGAGGUGUACUGGCAAGCCCAGCUGUCCGACCAUGAACCUUCUCGUUUUCCAGGAGGAAAUGACAGGUCCUCGGGUUUCGAAGAGGAUCCAAAAGCAGGUUCCAUCGCUACGUCCCAGCACAGGUUUGAUCUUCCCCCGACCGCCUCAGGCACAUCCACCGCCACUCUGCCCACCGUACUCCGCGCUGCUUGGGCUAUGGUGAUUGCGGAGCAUUCGGCCACAAAGGAUGUAGUGUUCGGCAAUACUGUCUCGGGCCGUAGCGCCCCCGUGCCUGGAAUUAUGAAGGUUGCGGGGCCGACCAUCACAACCUUGCCCAUUCGCGUCCGGAUCCCUACGGCGGCAGAGGAUGAAAGUGUCUCGGUGCUGGACUUCCUCGCUUUCAUGCAGGCACAAUCCAACGAGAUGAUACCCUGGGAGCAUACUGGCUUGCAGACAAUUGCAAAGAUGGGUCAGGAUCUCCACGAGGCGUGCCAAUUCCAUAAUUUGCUCGUCAUUCAGCCAGGUGCCCGGCUCGAUAACGACACGAGUGCAGACAAGAUGGAGCCCUUUGAUAAGAUCAAGGUGACGGACAAGACACACACAUUCCCCGCAGGCCAAAGCCAGUAUCACGCCUAUCCUCUCGUCUUCCAGUGCUCCCUACGAGGACUGAAGUCCGUCGACAUUGAGGUCAUCUACAACACGCAGCUACUCUCUGAACAGGCCAUCACGGCGCUCUGUCAACAAUUCAGCCAUGUCACACUUCAACUUGUGGCGGCCCUCGGUCCAGGAAAAGCACCAAGGCCACUCUCCUCUGUACAAGUCCCUUCGCCAGAUGAUCUCGCCAAGAUGGCAGCUUGGUCCUCAGUCAACUCCACGUUGGACACCCGUGAUGAGUUCGCCCAUGCCAACAUCACUAGGCAGUGUGAGAAGCUACAAGACGCAGAGAGUGUCCAUUCGUGGGACGGGACACUCACGUACGAAGAGCUCGAGACUCUUUCCAAUCGCCUCGCAAACCACAUAGUAUCACUUGGCGUAACUUCUGGCACAUUUGUGCCGCUCUGUUUCGAGAAGAGCAAAUGGGCUGUCGUGGCCAUGGUGGCGGUGAUGAAGGCUGGUGGUGCCUUUGUCUCCGUGGACCCUACGCAUCCGCGCAACCGUAUCGUUUCCCUGAUCCGCAUGGUCUCGGGUGACCAUGUGGCCCUCUGCUCGCCCUCUACUGCAUCUGUGCUCAGCGGUACGGCGACUCAUGUCCUUCCCAUCUCCGCGGCUUUCAUGGUCCAACUGGAGUACACAACUCUGCCCGACAUCUCUGCGCUAGACAGAAACACGGACCCUUCUCGAGCCGCGUAUGCUAUUUUUACAUCCGGAACCACCGGCGAGCCCAAAUGCGUGGUCGUCAGCCACCGUGCGCUGUGCUCCAGCAGCGCAGGGCAUGCCAAAACCAUCGGGUUGGGCCCCGGGUCUCGCGUGCUGCAGUUCUCCAACCACGUUUUCGACGUCAGCCUCGGCGAGAUGCUUUCGACCCUUAUGAUGGGUGGCACCAUCUGUGUUCCCUCAGAAGAUGAUCGGAUAGGAGGCAGGCUUGCCGCAUUCAUCGGCAGCAGCAGCACGAACACAGCCCUGCUCACGCCUUCUGUCGUCCAGACGCUGCAUCCUUCAGAGGUACCGGGUCUCAAGACGUUGGUCCUCGGUGGUGAGGCCCCGACCAAGGAGAAUGUGAGGACGUGGUAUGGUCGGGUCAAGUUGCUCAAUGGCUACGGGCCCGCUGAGGCCUGCAUCUACUGCAGCGUCGCGGAGGUGUCGCACCCUGGGGAGGACCCGGCCAUCAUCGGUUCGGGCUCCAACUUCCGCCUGUGGGUAAUGGAUUUCAAGAAUCCCAGCCGUAUCGUGCCGCCCGGUUGCGUCGGUGAGCUUCUGGUCGAAGGGCCCGGUCUAGCAGAUGGCUACCUGGGAAGCCCUGUGGCAACGCGUGACGCCUUUGUCGAGGUCGAUACGAGCGCCUGGCCCACAUUGGGGCUCGCGGAACAAGUCUCGACGCCCGUGAAAAGAAUGUACCGAACGGGCGACUUGGCCCAGUACUGCCCGGACGGCCGCGUCAAGUACCUGGGUCGCAAAGACAGCCAAGUCAAGAUUCGUGGUCAACGAGUGGAGCUUGGCGAAAUCGAGUAUCAAGUCCAAAAGAUCACGAAGACCCUCCAAGACAACAUCAAACAUUGCGUCUCUGACGUCCUGGACGUGAGUGGUCGCCAGACUCUAGCCGUUGUGCUAAGCCAUGGCGAGGCAACCCAACACGCAGUGAUGAGACCUAUGAUGGCUACGCAAGCAUUCAAGAAGCAGAUCACACAAGGUCUCCCGGUCUUGGAGGCGGUUCUACCUUCCUACAUGGUGCCUCGUCACUUUAUCCCCGUGACGAGCGUGCCCUGUAACGCCUCAGGCAAGAUCGACAGGAGGAGACUGCGCCGCGAACUCGAGGCCCUGACGACGGCGGACAUGCAAGCAUUCUACGUCUCCUACACUUCAUCGGAAGAGGUAAAGGUGUCGGGCAUUUCAAAGCCCACAACCUCUGUAGAGCGCAACAUUCACUCCAUUUGGGCAGACGUACUACGCCUGCCCCCCAUGACCUUUGGAGUGACAGAGAGCUUUACCCACCUUGGCGGCGACUCAAUCAACGUCAUCAGCAUGAUCAAGAAGAUUGAGGCGCGUCUCCAGGUCAAGAUGAGUGUCCGGGACUUCAAAGGCCGCACCACCACCGUGGCUGGUUUGGCGAGAAUGGUCGAAUCGAGCCGCAUAAACGCGAAUACGAGCUCGGCCUCUGAGUCAGACUUGUCAUCUGACGUGCCCUCUGUGGACCUACCCACGGAGAUAGCCACGCUCACCGAGGAGGUCACGUAUCGUUUAGCUAUGGACAAGUGGAGUGGUCUAUUCGAGACAACUGGUGUCUCGAACGUAUUCCUCACGGGCGCUACUGGCUUCCUCGGUAACGAGAUACUUCGGCAACUUCUUCUCUCGCCGACGAUAAGCCACGUCGUGGCCCUGGUGAAAGCCUCCUCGCCCGAAGCCGGCCUUGGUCGCAUCUUCAAGUCCGCGACGUUGGCUGGCUGGGUAUCCCAGCUCCACCCAGCCGCACUGCGCAAGAUAGAGAUCUGGCCGGGCGACUUGGCAUUGCCCCGUCUAGGCCUGACGGCAGAGCAGUGGUCCCGCUUGACGCGGCAAGUCCACGGUGACAGCAAGCACGGAAUCGACGCUAUUGUUCACAACGGCGCCUCUGUUAAUUGGUUCACCGAUCUGGAGGGCCUGUACGCGGCCAACAUCACCUCCUCGGUGCAGCUCGCUUCGGCUGCACUCGAGUGCGGAUCCAGAUUCGCGUACGUGUCAGGAGGCGUCAAGGCCGUCAACACACAAGAUCACCAGCUGGAGGUGGCGAGGCAGCUCUCCAAGACCGGAACAGGGUAUGUGCAGAGCAAAUUUGUGGCCGAAAGCGUGAUUCACAACAUUGCCGCCUCGAUCACGGGGCCGAACCCGAUUUCCAUCGUGAAGCCUGGUGGCAUCAUCGGCGCCGCAUCCUCUGAUGGGGUCUGCAACUCGGACGACUUCCUCUGGCGGAUCGCAUCCACGGCCACCUCGCUCGGGGCCUAUCCAAUGGAGCCCGACAACCACUGGCUCUUCCUCGAUACCGCGCAGAGUGUCGCUCAAGUUGUGUUGGCACAGCUAGACAACAGGCUCCCCGAAACUAACACAAAUGGGAUCUUUGUGGACACGCAGUGCGGGCUGAGCGUGCCCGACUUCUGGGAGAUCAUCAAGGAAGAACUGUCCCCUGAGACAUCUACCCUCCGCGCCCUGUCGUGGGAUGAAUGGUCCUCAGCUGCCCGCACGCACAUGGAAGCCGUGGGACCGACGCACCCCCUCUGGCCUGUCCAGCACUUUCUCGGACAACUGGCCACCGGGAGUAGGCCCGCAAACGGCUACACGGAGCAAGACACGCACCGGGUGGCAGAAGCCGUCCGCAGUAGCUUUCGCUAUCUUCGCCGGGCGGGCUUCAUCUCGCCAGGGGCUACGGCUGUUUCGCAUCUCGAAGCUCAAGGUGUCGCGUCUCGCCAGGAUGGAAAAAUGGAGCUGUUUGGGCGGUCUUCGGCGCGACAAGUCCAGUUCACGGAGGGUUCUCCUUGA